Closterium sp. Naga37s-1 is the source of this 831-nucleotide messenger RNA. The record is from the annotation of a GenBank genome assembly. Lineage: Eukaryota; Viridiplantae; Streptophyta; Zygnematophyceae; Desmidiales; Closteriaceae.
AUGGACUCAAACCCCUGUCAGAACGAGCGCCAUUGGCCGAGUAGUGAUGGCGCCAUGGCUGCUCUGCCCUGCUCCCUCUCCAGUGGAGCACUCGUGUCGCCACGAAUCACGCGCCAGCAGCAGCAGCCGCAGCAGCAGCAGCAGCAGCAGCAGCAGCAGCAGCAGCAGCAGCAGCAGCAGCAGCAGCAGCAGCAGCAGCAGCAGCAACAGCAGCAGCAGAAAAGGCGGCAGCAGCAGCUCCUGUCUGCAGGUUUCAAGGGAAUACGAACUGGGGAGGGGAUGGUGCAGUGUAGCCCAGUGGGGAAGGUGAUAGGUGAGAUAGAGGAGCAGCGGAGAGAGGGGGAGGAUCGUUCAGGGCUGGAGGGGACGCAUGGAGAGUAUGUGCGGCUGUGGUGGCGGCGGCAAAAGCAGCAGCAGCCGUUGUCGCCGCUGCAGCAACAGCAGCAGGGUGAAAGCAUGGUUGAUUCGCCACCCCCCCAGCAACGGCAGCAGGUGCAGCAGCAGAGGAGGGGGAUUCAGGGCAUGGAGCCGAACCUCAGGCGGAGGCGAAACUUGUCAAAUGAGGAACUACAGGCGCAGGUCGAGGCGUUACAGCAGCAGCUGAAUCAGGUACAAACGGAGCACCUGCUCCAGCAGGAACGGGUGAAGCAGCAUGGGGCGGUGCAGGCGAAGGAAUCGCACAGAAUGGAGGUGGUGGUGGUUCAGGAGGAACAAGGGCCGAGGCAGGAAGAGGCAUUGCAGGAUGAGCAGGAGGCGAGGGUAAAGCCAAGAGGGACAGGUCAGGAGGGGCUCUGUUUGAAGGAGCAGCCGUGUCGGGAUGUAGGAAGCUAA